Messenger RNA from Orussus abietinus, 1685 nucleotides. RefSeq names its product zinc transporter ZIP9. Lineage: Eukaryota; Metazoa; Arthropoda; Insecta; Hymenoptera; Orussidae. Gene Ontology annotation, molecular function: metal ion transmembrane transporter activity. The transcript has 5 exons. The coding region runs from base 261 to 1100 and encodes 279 amino acids. Gene Ontology annotation, biological process: transmembrane transport; zinc ion transport. Gene Ontology annotation, cellular component: membrane. The record is from RefSeq and is a predicted model, not a curated record.
UUCAAUGAUUGUCAUGUGUCAAAUAGUUUUUCUGUAAAUACCGGCUGCCACGUUCGCAGUCAUUGCUUGCUGUUGCCUGCUGCACUGCGAAAUCGACUACGUGGAGAGAGCAGCAGACAGGGAGACCUGUUGACAACAUGCGGUGCUCCAUUUAUUCGUGCAGUCGACACACUCACCACAAUACGGUGGUGCAACACGUUUAGGGUGAUGAAUUAUCAUACUUUACACAGCUUGUAACAUUAAUUCCAUUGAAAUAUACAAUGGAAGAGUCUUCGAUUCUAUGGAUGCUGGCGGUGGUUAUGAUGCUUGGUUCGUACCUAGCUGGCUCGCUUCCUCUGGUUAUGAACUUAUCGGAAGACAAGCUGCAAUUAGUUUCGGUAUUAGGUGCGGGUCUUCUCGUGGGUACUGCAUUAGCCGUCAUUAUUCCGGAAGGAGUUGAAGCGUUAUUCAGUGGCAAAAACAAUAACGAGCACAGUGAAGUUCAUAGUGAUCUUCACGGUCUUAUAGGUAUUAGUUUGAUUUUAGGCUUCAUAUUUAUGCUCUUAGUCGAACAAUGCACAUCUAGAGGGAAUGGUGGAAAGGAGAAGAGUUUCACGACAACGUUAGGUUUAGUAGUUCAUGCAGCAGCCGAUGGGGUAGCACUAGGAGCUGCUGCGACAACUUCGCAACCGGAUGUUGAAGCGAUUGUGUUCUUGGCCAUAAUGCUGCAUAAAGCUCCCGCUGCAUUUGGUCUUGUAUCAUUCCUACUUCAUGAAGGGGUCGAUAAGAAGAGGAUAAGCAGACAUUUGUUAGUGUUCUCCCUUUCGGCCCCUUGCCUUGCUCUUCUCACAUACUUUUGCAUUGGGAAGGAAGGGAAAGAGACUUUAAGCACUGUUAAUGCAACUGGGCUUGCGAUGUUAUUUAGCGCUGGAACGUUUCUAUACGUAGCCACUGUUCAUGUACUGCCAGAAUUAAUGCUCAGAGCCAGUACUUCAUAUGCUCGAUUACCAACAACUGAAGGUGCAUCACAUACAACCCAUGGUCUUAAAUUUAAAGAAAUAGCUGCACUGGUUAUUGGCUCCUUUUUACCUGCCCUAAUUGCAACCGGUCAUCAUCAUUGACUUAGAGAAAUUACCGCUCAAAAAUGAAAUAUUUUCUUAUUUUGUACCUUGCUAAAUGUUGAUUAUACAACAUUGAUCCUGUGGCUAUACGAUAGUUAAAAAUGCCUUUUAUUUUAAUGCACACGAAGAGUGCCCCUUUUGUACAGAUUUGCAAUGCAGACAUAAUUGUUAUUCUUUAUAAACAGUUCCUUUAUUAGAGCAGGUCAGAUAUUAUGAUCACAAUGAGAUUUAAGUAAUACUUCAUAAAAAAUAAUCACCGAUUAUGUGAAUCCUUAAGUAGUAAAACAUGAACUAUACCUUUUUUACAUGAGAGUAAAGUAAUAAUACAGCAGGAAGAAUAAUUCACAAUGAUAAUCAAUUUCAGAAAUGUUUAACUGAGAAACAGAAUUUUUAUUUGAGUAUCUAAUUGUAUUUAUCGCGAGUAAUUGUUGGUUCGUUUACAUGAAAUAUAAAAUGUGAGCAAGGUACAUGAAAUGCAAGACAUUUUAUAAGGAUGGUUAAUGGUAUUACAUACUGUGUAUAUUUUGUUAAACAAAUGUUUAGUAGUAAUAUGAGAUAUGCAAUAAAUAUUUUAUUUAUAAUAAA